This is a messenger RNA of Colletotrichum navitas, 693 nucleotides long. RefSeq lists its product as uncharacterized. The transcript has a single exon. The record is from RefSeq and is a predicted model, not a curated record. NCBI's taxonomy places the organism in Eukaryota, Fungi, Ascomycota, Sordariomycetes, Glomerellales, Glomerellaceae. Bases 214 to 618 code for a protein of 134 amino acids.
UCCAGUCAGCUUGUUUCUCGCAAACCUGGCUUGCCUUCUUGGACAGGCAACGUGCGUCGCUGCCGGCCCACCUGUCUCUCUCUUUCCGUUACCGGGCUUCGCGGGAUGAGAGCAUGCAAUAUGGGAAGCGGGUGCUUCCUUCCUUAGCCUGGCACCUGCAGUCUGGGACACCCACCUUACCUCCAAUCUUUUGACCCCGUCUGCCUUGUCCCGAUGUUCCUCCUUCUCUCCUUCCCUGUACUGCGUGGCCUACCUAAUACUACCUACUGCGUAGGAAUCAUAUCUCACUUCACUUCCCUGUCCUUUCCUAUCUUGUCUCGAGCCACCCUGUACAUUCCGUCUAUCUCUGACUCUGGCACUCGAGCUCUCACCUGCCUAAUUGCAAACACCGACAAACAACCACGUCCUGCUUCUUUCCUGCCCCCUAUCCUCUCUGUGGGGUCCGACUGUGGUCUGUGUGUCGCCCAGCGAUAUGCAAGCAGGCAGAGAAAAACAACGGCAAGCACGUCGCCAGCUGUUCACCCCCCGGCCAGUGAUGUCACUGAUCCCUUUGCACCGGGUUAUUGCGACGGCUGUUAUCGACUGUCAGGACUACCCAAUAGUCUUACCUUUUAUUAAUUACUAUACAUCUUUUAGGUAGCAAAGAUUUGAUUCUGCAAAUAUCAAGAACAAACCUCUUUGAUUUUACUCUGC